UCCAGCCCUUCAACACGCUUCUUCUCUUACGUCCCGUCCGUGAGCAGUGAGCUGGCCGCGGCGGAGAUUUCUCCUUCUGCUCGGAUCUAAUCUUUUUUUUUCCCCCUCGAACCUCCACCGGCUCAGCUCUCUGUUUCCCCCAAACUCGUCUCCUCGGCCUCUCGCUUUUACGCACGGGGGGAAUCUGGCGCAGAUCUCGGGGAGUGGAGUCGGCGGCGCGUCGCUCUCAGUGGUGGUUUUUCUCGUCCCUGCGCUGCGCCUCCGUGGCCAUGGAUUGAUUUCAGUGUUUUCUCUCCGACCUCUCGCCUCGACACAAGUUGAGAAAACAGUGUGAGCGUCUCCGACCUGCGGCUUCCUCCCUGCGGCUCCAUGGUCCACCCGGACACUUUGAAGAACUACCUGCCCCCGGAUGUUCCUGCGCAUUGUAGCACUUUGAACUUUUAUUUUUGAUACAUUUUGUUUUUUGUGUGUUUUUUUUUCUACGGUGGUCGUCCCCUUGUUGCGCAUUUCCCCAGCAGGAGGUGACCCCCCCGGGGAGCUGGGAUAUUUACGGAUUCAUUUUUAUCUUUUACAUUUUGAAAGUGAAGCUUCCUCUGGGCUCCUGAAGCCUGCAAAGAUUCAUUUGUGAAAAGUGAUGGCCGAGCGGGGAGCUCUGCGGCUCCUCUCUCUCCUCUGGCUCACCUUUCUCUGCACGGAGAGCACCGCGGCCAAGCAUGUCGACAAAGGUUCAGCAGCGCAGCCCUUCUCCCCCUUCUGGUUCACGGUGGAGCCCCAGGACACGCUGGCCAUCCGGGGCAACUCGGCCAUGCUCAACUGCUCGGCCCACAGCGACGCGGCCACGCCCACGCGCAUCGAGUGGAAGAAGGACGGCACCUUCAUGAGCCUGGUGUCGGACGAGAGGCGGCACAUCACCCCCGACGGCGUCCUGUUCUUCAACCACGUGGUCCACUCCAAGCACAACAAGCCCGACGAGGGAACCUACCAGUGCGUCGCCACCAUCGACAACCUGGGAUCCAUCUCCAGCCGCACGGCGCGCCUCGCGGUGGCAGGGAUGCCCAGGUUCGCCAGCCAGCCGGCGCCGUCCACCGUGCGUCUGGGGGACAGUCAGGUGAUGGCGUGCGAGGUCAACUCCGACCUGGUGCCCUUCACUCGGUGGGAGAAAGACCGGCAGCCGCUGGAGCUGAGCGCCCGGCUGCUGCUGCUGCCGAGCGGCGCCCUCGUGAUCAACAACGCCUCGGAGGCCGACGCUGGCCUCUACCGCUGCCAGGUGGAGAACGUGGGGUCGUCCAAGACCAGCGACGAGGCCCAGCUCCGGGUUCUGCCAGAAACUGAAGACGAGCGGAAGCCGGAGUUCCUGGUGCAGCCGGCGGCGGUGAUCAAGGCGCUGGGUGACAGCGUGCUGCUGCCCUGCGUGGUCUCUGGUUUCCCUGCACCCACUGUCCGCUGGAUGCUGGGAGACAAGCUGCUGCAGGAAAGCGAGGGUCGCCUGGAGCUCCUGGCGGGAGGCAGUCUCCAGAUCUUCAACCUCACGGAGGAGGACGCCGGCGUCUACACCUGCAUGGCGGACAACUCCAACGCCACCAUCGAGGCCCAGGCCCAACUCACGAUACAAGUUCCUCCCCAGUUCAUCAAGCGGCCGGCCAACAUUUACGCCCACGAGUCGAUGGACAUCGUGUUCGAGUGCGAGGUCUCGGGGUCGCCAGCUCCCACCGUCAAAUGGGUGAAGAACGGAGACGCUGUCAUCCCCAGUGACUACUUCAAAAUAGUUAAGGAGCACAACCUGCAGGUUCUGGGUCUGGUCAAGUCGGAUGAGGGAUUUUACCAGUGCCUCGCCGAAAACGAUGCUGGUAACAUCCAGUCCAGCGCCCAGCUCGUCAUCCUGGAUCACGAUGUAUCCCUGCCCUCUUUUCCUCCCCCUUCACUGACUCCUAACACUACUGACCAUGUAACGCCAGGCUCCGGAGGCGUAGCCGGUCCAGCAGGGCCCAGUCCCUCCGCCCCUCGGGACGUCGUGGCCUCGCUGGUCUCCACCCGCUUCAUCAAGCUGACCUGGCGCCAGCCGGCAGAGCCGCACGGAGACGAGUUAACCUACUCGGUGUUCUACAGCCUGGAAGGCACCAGCAGGGAGCGCGUGGUGAACACCAGCCGACCGGGGGAGAUGCAGGUCACCAUCCAGAGCCUCAUGCCCGACACCAAGUAUCGCUUCAGGGUCGUGGCACACAACGGCAACGGCCCGGGGGAGAGCUCCGCCGCGCUCAAAGUGGCCACCCAGGCUGAAGUCCAAGUCCCCGGCCCUGCUCCCAACCUGCAGGCGGUGCCGAACUCCCCGACCUCCGUGGCCCUGAGCUGGGACAAACCUCUCACCGGCAACGGAGAGCUCCUCACCUACAAGCUGUACUACAUCGACAAAAGCUUCGGCAGUGAACAGGACGUUGAUAUCGAUGGUCAGUCCUACACCAUGAACGGCCUGAAGAAGAACAACGAGUACAGUUUCCGUGUGGUCGCCAACAACAAGCACGGCCCCGGCGUCUCCACGGAGGACAUCACCGUUCGAACCCUGUCUGACGUUCCAAGCGCUCCUCCUCAGAACCUCACUCUGGAGGUGCAGAACUCAAAGAGCAUCAUGCUUCGCUGGCAGCCGCCCCCCCUCAGCGGGCAGAACGGGGAGAUCACCGGCUACAAGAUCCGCUACCGCAAGGGGUCGAGGAGGAGCGAGGCCGCCGAGAUCACCGGAGGAACCCAGCUCAGCAAGCUCAUCGAUGGUCUGGAGCGCGGGACGGAGUACUCCUUCAGGGUGUCGGCCGUGACGGUGAACGGCACCGGGCCGGCCACCGACUGGACGGCCACGGAGACGUUCGAGAGCGACCUGGAUGAAUCCCGAGUGCCGGACCAGCCCAGCUCCCUCCACGUGCGGCCGCUGAUCAACAGCAUCGUGGUGAGCUGGACGCCGCCGGAGAACCAGGACAUCGUGGUUCGAGGUUACUCCAUCGGCUACGGCAUCGGCAGUCCCCACGCUCAGACCAUCAAGGUGGAUUACAAGCAGCGCUACUACACCAUCGAGAACCUCGACGCCAGCUCCCACUAUGUGAUCACACUCAAGGCCUACAACAACGUGGGAGAGGGGAUUCCUGUGUACGAGAGCGCCAUCACCAGGCCACAGUCAGACCCCAUUGACCCCGAUGUUGACCCUUAUGAACACUUCCAUGCUCCAUACACUCCAGUACCCGACCCCUCCCCCAUGAUGCCGCCCGUGGGUGUUCAGGCCUCGGUGCUGAGCCACGACACCAUCAAGGUGACCUGGGCCGACAACUCGCUGCCCAAGAACCAGAAGAUCACGGACAACCGCUUCUACACGGUGCGAUGGAAGACCAACAUCCCCGCCAACACCAAAGUGAAGAUGGCCAACACCACCAGCCUGAACCACAUGGUGACGGGUCUGAAGCCCAACACGCUGUACGAGUUCUCCGUCAUGGUGACCAAGGGCCGCCGCACCAGCACCUGGAGCAUGACCGCGCAGGGCACCACCUUCGAGACCAUUCCCAGCUCGUCUCCGAAGGACGUGACCGUGGUGAGCAAAGAGAACAAGCCUCGCACCAUCAUCGUCAACUGGCAGCCGCCCUCCGAGGCCAACGGGAAGAUCACCGGCUACAUCAUCUACUACAGUACGGAUGUGAACGCCGAGGUCCACGACUGGGUCAUCGAGCCCGUGGUGGGAAACCGCCUCACGCACCAGAUCCAGGAGCUGACGCUGGACACCACCUACUACUUCAAGAUCCAGGCCCGCAACUCCAAGGGCAUGGGCCCCAUGUCGGAGGCCGUCAACUUCCGCACGCCAAAGACCUCCAAUCUCCCACCGAAGCAGGGACCUUCAGGCAACCAGGACCCACAAGGCCCGGGGACGUCAGUUGGUAAAUCAGGGGUUGGAAGCAACAGCGAGAAUCACAUCCUGGUCAUCAUCAUCAUCAUCUCGGUGGGAGCCUUCACCAUCAUAGUGGUGGUGGUCGGCGCCUUCCUGUGCACACGGCGCACCACGUCCCACCAGAAAAAAAAGCGAGCCGCCUCCAAGGCCUCAAACGGCUCCCACAAGUACAAGGGAAACGCCAAAGACCUGAAGCCGCCCGACCUCUGGAUCCACCACGAGAGGCUGGAGCUCAAACCCAUGGACAAGUCGCCGGACCCCAACCCGGUCAUGACCGAGACGCCCAUCCCCCGCACCUCGCAGGACAUCACGCCGGCUGAAAGCAACCUGGAGAACAACCCCCACCUGCAGCAGAGGCGCAACUCCUACCGCGGCCACGAGUCAGAGGACAGCAUGUCUACACUAGCAGGUCGACGGGGGAUGAGGCCUAAAAUGAUGAUGCCUUUUGAUGCACAGCCGCCUCAGCCUGUGAUUAGUGCUCACCCCAUCCAUUCCCUCGAUAACCAUCACCACCAUUAUCACAUGGGCAGCCUGGCGUCGCCGACACGGAGCUACCUCUACCACCAGGGUAGCAGCCACUCACGUCCGCACGCCUGCGCCUCCCCCAUCUCCCAUCUAGACAGGGUGGACUCUGCAGAGUCGGUCAGGAACACCCCCAGCUCGGAGCCCCUCCCUCCAGCCGCCGCCUCCUCCCAGACCUCCUGCCCCUCGGAGAUCAUGGCUGACCUCGAGGGCAGCUACCACGGCUCCUCCACCACCGAGGAGGAGCCCAGCUACUCCAGCAACCUGCCCCCCCACCGCUCGGCCCACCCGCACGCCCACGCCCACCCGCUCAAGAGCUUCGCUGUCCCGGCAAUCCCAGCCGGCAGCUACCCGUCGUACGAGUCGUCCGCCCUGCCCAGCACGCCCCUGCUCGCCCAGUCCGGGCCGCCCACUCACCCCCACGUUGUGAAAACAGCCUCCAUUGGAACACUAGGAAGGACACGAGCACCGGUGGUGGUCAUCGUGCCCAAUGCCCCCGACGUCCCAGAGACCAGCAAGAUGUUGGAAGAUGUAGACAGCAACUACGAGCCCGACGAGCUGACCGAGGAGAUGGCCCACCUCGAGGGCCUGAUGAAGGACCUGAACGCCAUCACCACAGCGCCAUGAGCACGCACACACACACGCAGAAACACAGCUCUCUCCGUCAUCGACACACACACACACAUACAUACAGAAAGACACACACACACACUCACACUCCUAGGUCAAACAAACGCAAUCGAACACAAACCUUUUGAGCCAGAGGCUGGUGGACACAAAAUGGCUUCUUGUGCCCGAGAGAACUCUCACAUCCCCCUGCAGAGAAGAAGAAAAACUCCAGACUGAAACUCAGAAGCAGUUUUUGGCUCACGUUGCUCGGUCUCAGGAGAUUGCCAUGAGAGGGAGAAAAAAAAAAAGUGAGACGCUUCAACUUUUUAUGAAGAACCAUUCUCAGAGACAAUGAACACUAAAAACAUUGGUCGCUCUCAACCGGAAGAUUGUGAAUUUUUUCCUCAGCGAAGACGCGUACGGUAGGUUUUUCUCUCUGCGGCGGACGAGACGACGGUUGAUUCAGUGUCAAAGUGAAAUGGAGAAAGUCCCCAAAAAUAUGCUGGUUUCGAUGUCGGUGCUCAUGCGGGCGCAGUCUACACACAGUGUUUGUUUGAUCCGUGUUUUCUUUGUGCAUUUUGUAUAACUAUUGGGCCGUUUCAGUGACGUGAACAUUGGAUAUCAGCCUCCUUUCUACAAGCCAACAUUACUCAUAAACCUUUUCCUGUUUUUACCCCUCGUGUCAUAUAUUGUGCCAUGACUUUCUAUUAUUAUUUUCUAUGUUAUUAUAUUAUUUUUUUUACACACAUAUCCUUAUAAACAUGUACAUAUGUUGUUUUUUGUUGUUUUUUUAAACUGCCUCAUCCUUUUUUUUGAUGUUUCCCAUUGUUCCAUCAUCAUUAUUAUUAUUAUUUGGAAUGAAAGUGGGAUUAUAAAUGAGUCCUGAAGCUCAGGCAUCAUAUCAUCAAGGAGCGAGAAGCCUGAUGUGUUUCAACAGUAAGUUCUCCUCCGGCAUUGUGUUGCCCCCCCUCGCCCUUUGUACAUUACAAUGUAUUUUUUGUUCCAGUCUUUUGUUUGUUGUGGGAGCUCCGUUUUAAAAGCCUUACCAACGUGUUUGUGUGUCGGACGGUCGGGACGACUUUUACAAGUCGAAGGGACUUGACAUUAUCUCCUCACAGGUCUGAGGUACCUAGGACUCAGGGCACUGACCCCACCACCCCUCACCCCACCCCUCCUAAAAAACACAUGAAUGAAAAACAUCCCAUGGCACCUGCUUGAUCAGUCAAUCACCUGCAUCAGACCAGUUAACUUUUAUACGAAGUGUUCGAUCAGACGUGUGUGUGUGUGUGUCAUUUCCAAAAGCCAAUAUUUGGUUUCAGAGAUCCGAGCUGCUGAACCCAGUGUGUUUGUUGGUUUUCUCCCCUGCUGGCCAUCAUCCGACGCCACACCCUGGUUCUCUCACAAACCUUACACGAUGCAAAGAUGUUGAUGCCUUUUGAAUGGGACUCCCAGAAUGUUUUUUUUUUUUACAUGGUAGUUUUUGUAUGAAGAGAAAAAAAAGAAGCUUGUUCUACACACAAAUCCAAUGUAAAAAGGAAAAAAAAGGUUCAUCUAGGAAACUAGUUUUUCAUUACCCUCUUACCCAAAGAAAUUUGUCAUUUGCAAUCAUAGUAAUUUGCUCUACUUUUUGUGAAUAUCAUGUUUCUCAUAAAUGUGCAUCAUCAUGAAUGUCAAUAUAACUGUAAGAGAUUUUAACUAUGGAUACAAACAAGGAACAAGUUUUUUUUGGUGGAAAAAAAAAAGAAGAUUGAAAACAAAGAGGGGAGGAAAAAGGACCGGACUCCAUUUGGGAAAUAAUCUAUUGAGUUGUAAACAGUUGAACCUGUAUUGCACUUUUUCACAAUUUUUGAAAAGUACAUUUCUUACAUAUCUUGUGUUUUAAAUAUCAGAAGCUGUUUGUGUAACGUAGUGUCCUAGGUAAGCAGCAGGCAGCUGGUCUUGUUUUUUAUGUUUAUUAUUUUUUUCUGCUUCAGAGAUGAUAUGAAUUUGAGCAGCCGGGUUGUUUACUUUGUGGCUCAUGAGGAAUUCUGUUGUUGCUUGUUCAUGUACAGAGCUUUCUUUGCUUUCUGUAGAAAAAAAGAUCUGUGGCUUUUUAAAAAAUGUUGGAAAAAAAAAAAGGUUUGGAAAAAAAGAUGUUUUUUUAUUGGUGCUCCUAUACAUUGUGUAUACAAACUAUUAUGAAUACUAACAAAGUAAAUGAU
This is a messenger RNA of Pleuronectes platessa (European plaice), 7251 nucleotides long. It is a transcript of the gene neo1a, whose product is annotated as neogenin 1a. Bases 635 to 5068 code for a protein of 1477 amino acids. Gene Ontology annotation, cellular component: membrane. The transcript has 28 exons. Gene Ontology annotation, biological process: cell-cell adhesion. Lineage: Eukaryota; Metazoa; Chordata; Actinopteri; Pleuronectiformes; Pleuronectidae. The record is from RefSeq and is a predicted model, not a curated record. Gene Ontology annotation, molecular function: protein binding.